UACUGGCUGCUAUGCACGGACCCAGGCACUGGCUAAGACUUCUCAUACAUUAUCUCAUCUAAGGCUCUCAGCAAACUGCAGGCUACAGUUACUCUUGUUGCUCAGCAAGGAGGCUGGGCCUCAGAGAGGCUGGUGGCUUUCCCAGGUUCCCGCAGCCUGGCCCUGAGUGGUAGAGCCAGGAUUCAGACCUUGUUGGUCAAGCCAGAGCCCAGGCUUCUCACUGGGGGGCAGAAAUGUGCCCCAUUCACCUCAGAUGCCCCACGUCUGGUGCAGGCUCUGAGCAGAGGAGCUUAGGAAAUCAGCGUUGGGCUGAACUGAACCAAAUAAGUCUCUUAAGGAAACAGGCCCUGCUUCCUGCUGGACAUGCAGCCCUGGAGGGCAUUUCUUCAGCCUAGCUCAGGGCUUGGCACAUAGGGAUGUUCAAGCAAGGUUUGGGGAUCAGGAAGGAAUGAACAUUUAAUAUUCUUGGCCAGAAUUUACACCGUGGUCCUGGUCUGUGGUUGCAUUAGGAGUUGUACAAUGUGAUUUCCCAUUCUGUUAUUCCUGCUGCAUUCUUCCAUGAAAAAGGCUUUUCCUUCAUCAGCAGUCCACUCCAACGUCCUUUGCUCGCCCUCUGAACUAGUCUAAGCAUGUCUGAAGGAUGCUUAGAGGCUUCUUUCAGCUCCCCUUAUGAGUGGGGGAUGAGAAAAACCUGUAACAAGCACCCAUUAUGUGCUUUAGCAUACGUUAUCACAUUUCAUUUCCACAAUAGCCCUAUAGGCAGGGCCAAAUGGCCCCAUUGGACAGAUGAGUAAGACUGAGACCCAGGGGAUUUAGAUGAUUUGUUAGAGGCUGACCGGGAAUGGAUUCCAGAUCUACCUAGCCCCCAAACUCAUGCCCUUUCUCCAUCAACAAAUCCCCUUCCAGCCCCAGUUUGCUUCCCUUCCUGAUGCAGUGUGGCCAGUGCAGAUCUCAGAACGUGUAAACCUGGUGACACUAGAUCUGUCACCUUAGGGUGGAGUGAAGGGAGAACCUGGGGAUCAGCUUACUAAUUCAAGGGGCCAAUGAAUUAUUCAUACCACCAUUAACUUGGGGGCCCUUUCAGCCUCACCUCUCUUUCCCCUGCUUGAGACCCUCAGAUUCUGGCCUGCUUGGAGCUCUGCAAGGGCUCCCCCAGUGAGGAGAUGCUGGCACAACUGGGGUCCUCCUGUCUGCUGCUGGCAGUGGCACUGCUGGGCCCAGGCCCCAGGGCCCGAGCUAUGAAAGGUGUCAAAUGUGGGGGCGUGCUGUCAGCACCUUCUGGAAACUUCUCCAGCCCCAACUUCCCCAGGCUCUACCCUUACAACACGGAGUGUAGCUGGCUGAUUGUGGUGGCUGAGGGCUCGUCUGUCCUGCUUACCUUCCAUACCUUUGACCUGGAGUACCAUGAUACCUGUGGCUUCGACUUCCUGGAGAUCUACAAUGGGGCCUCAGGAGACAAGGGCAACCUGCUGGGGAGGUUCUGCGGCCAGGUGCCUCCACCAUCCUUCGCCUCCUCCUGGCAUGUCAUGUCUGUCAUCUUCCACUCAGAUAAGCAUGUGGCCAGCCGUGGCUUUUCUGCAGGCUACCAAAAAGAUGUGUGUGGUGGUGUCCUGACGGGCCUGUCGGGAGUCCUCACCAGUCCCGAGUACCCCAACAACUACCCCAACAAUGUGGAGUGCCGCUGGGUGAUCCGGGCCGUUGGCCCCGCCACUGUGAAGCUGGUGUUCGUGGACUUCCAGGUGGAGGGCAAUGAGGAGUGCACCUAUGACUAUGUGGCUGUGCUUGGGGGGCUUGGCCCUGCCCGUGGGCAACACUACUGUGGCAGCACCAGGCCCCCCACCCUUGUGUCACUGGGCCACGAGCUGCAGGUGGCCUUCAAGUCUGACUUCAACAUCGGAGGCCGGGGCUUCAAAGCCUACUACUUCUCAGGAGAAUGCCAGGAGGUGUACAUGGCUGUGCGGGGCAACUUCUCCAGCCCACAGUACCCCAGCUCCUACCCCAACAACAUCCGGUGCCACUGGACCAUCCGCCUGCCUCCUGGCUACCGGGUCAAGGUGUUCUUCCUGGACCUGGAGCUGGAAGGGCCCAACAGCCUGACGAAGACCUGUGAUUUUGACCAUCUGGCGGCCUUCGAUGGGGCCAGCGAGGAGGCGCCCCUGCUGGGGAAUUGGUGUGGCCACCACUUGCCACCACCAGUCACCUCAAGCCACAGCCAGCUCCUGCUUCUGCUGCACACAGACCGUAGCAUCACCCACAGGGGCUUCUCGGUGGCCUACAUUGGAGUUGUGCCCAUGAAUGUGAGCUGCUCCCGCAUGGACUUCCAGAUCCUGAUCUCCACGCAGGCGCUGGCCCCACUGGGGCGGACCCAGGUCUACCUGGGCAGCAGGCGUUGUGCUGCCCAGGAAGUCGGCAGCACCUUUCGGAUCCAGGCCCGCUUUGACACCUGUGGCACUGAGUCUCAGAGAAAGAACAACACUUCAGUGAUUGUCAGCGUGCUGUACAUCGACUUCUCAGCUGAUGGGCAGGAGGACAUCCAUGAGUACGAGGUCCGCUGUGAGCCGCGGCGCAAGGAGGCGUCUGUCCACCUGCUGUCUGGCUCGGACUGGCUUGGGCCCUAUGCUGCCACGGCUGAGCACCUUCAGGAAGCACCGCCCAGGGACAAGGCGGAGGCCCUGGAGGGUCCUGUGGCCAUGGUAGCCCAGGACACCAGUGACAUUGUCUUCCUGGGCCUUUGCAUCCUGGCCGGAGUCCUCAUGGUCGCUGCCAUCGUGGUCCUGAUGCUGUUGUGAGCAGGAGCAGGCAGCGUCGGGACCUGGCAGCUGGCAUCCCUGGGAGGCAGUUGGGGACUCGAUAACAGGGGCGGGACCAGGCUUUGUUAACUUGUUGAUGACCAUGGGCAAGGCAUUGUCCCUUAGUUGAGCCUCAGCUUCCUAGGGCCCCUCACUCUGCCAUGCUUAUCUCGAAGGGCCGGUGUGAGGCUUAGAGAGGAACAUGGAUGGGUAAGAGCUUUGUAAACUAUAGCAUGCCAUAUACAUGUAUGCAAUUGUUGUUAUUAAUUUUAAAGAUAUAAGAGAACUGUGUGUGUUACUGUCACUAGUGACAGAGUGGAUAAACCUGACUCGUCUAACUUGUAAGAGUGCUUCACCAGCUCAGGGUACAAAUAGGGCCCCUCUUAUUUUUCCAACCUAUUGCUCACCCUGAGCCUUCAUUAUCAGGAAGCUGAGUCUUCAUCCAGGGGCCUCCAUUUUCCUGAACUGACCCAAGAACUCUGAGGACUUCGUCUAAAGCAGCCCAGUGCUGCUUCCAAACUCUGGAACAGAGAAAGGGAGCCAAAACCCCAUCUAGUGCUGUCAUUUCGGGCUUUGCCACAUGGUGUCGCUGUUGAAGACUGGUGGCAUGCAUCCCGGUGAAUGCCUGCCCACGGAGGUGGCGAUGCCCUGCUGGGUCAGACCCCUGUAUAAACCACAGGCAGACCCACCCUCUGCUCAGUCGUGAGGCUGAAGGCAGAAGACUGGUGUCUUUUUCAUGUUGGAGUUUUUCCUUAAAUGUCUUUUGAUCCUUGACUGAAAAGCUGAUUGAAGUCCCAUGUGUUUCUGUCCUCCUGACCCUUGAUGUUGAACUUAGAUCAGCAGCCCACCCUUCCCCUUCAGACGAGUUCUCUAUGGAGCCCUCUGGACCUUUUCCUGCCAUUGAAUUUCACUCAGAGCUACUCCAGUCUACUCAGAGAUACUCCCGUCCACCCCCAUGUUUCUAAGUUCCCAUCACAGGGAGCAGGGGCUGGGUUCCCAAAGCUGCCCUGUGAGAAGACCUCUGGCAUCCUUCCGCGAAUAGUCCAUCCCUCCCAAGACCCCCACAAUACCAAGAAGUGGAGCAAUUUCGUUAA
Hipposideros armiger (great roundleaf bat) is the source of this 3883-nucleotide messenger RNA. It is a transcript of the gene CDCP2, whose product is annotated as CUB domain containing protein 2. The record is from RefSeq and is a predicted model, not a curated record. Bases 1164 to 2789 code for a protein of 541 amino acids. The transcript is spliced from 6 exons. NCBI's taxonomy places the organism in Eukaryota, Metazoa, Chordata, Mammalia, Chiroptera, Hipposideridae.